This is a messenger RNA of Stegastes partitus (bicolor damselfish), 2101 nucleotides long. RefSeq names its product prospero homeobox protein 1-like. The coding region runs from base 1 to 1812 and encodes 603 amino acids. The transcript is spliced from 4 exons. Gene Ontology annotation, molecular function: DNA-binding transcription factor activity, RNA polymerase II-specific; RNA polymerase II cis-regulatory region sequence-specific DNA binding. Gene Ontology annotation, cellular component: nucleus. The record is from RefSeq and is a predicted model, not a curated record. Gene Ontology annotation, biological process: regulation of transcription by RNA polymerase II. Lineage: Eukaryota; Metazoa; Chordata; Actinopteri; Pomacentridae.
AUGAAUCAAAGCGUCUGGAGCAAAGCCAUGUACUCGUCCAGCAGCGUCUGCCUGGACGGCUGCACUGCAGACCACCUCUCCUCGUUUCAACCAUCAAAUUUAGACGCAUCCGGUGUUUCUGCGACUUUCCACAAAGACGGCGAGAUCAUCAAAAUGCUGCCCAACAGUGCUUAUUACAGCAGCGGAGAUCCAGCUUCAGGUUUGAUCUGUUCCCACCAUCUGGAGCUCAGCUCAUCCGGAGACAACACCGCUGGACAUUUACCCACAAGAAGGCUCCCGUCUCCUGCACCCAGCUCCUACCAGGACUGGAACCUGAGCAGUGGGCGCCAAGCGAAGCGAGCCAGAGUAGAAAACAUCAUCAAAGGCAUGACCAGCUCUCCUGGUUUGUACUGCUCAGGUGUGACAGCAGGUCAGCACGAGGAGGUCGACUGUGUGCAGGAAGACGAAACCGUCCGAGAACCUUUGGAUCUGAAACACUCGGACAGAAGUGGAUCCGGCAGCACGAGUCAAAGCCGGGCGACGAGGAAGCAGCCUGAGAGGCAGCAGCAGCACCUCAGACAGCUCAGAACCAAGUUCAGCCACAUGGACGAAGCUACUGAGACCACAGACAGCAGAAAGGAGGAGAAACACCCCACGUGGAGUGAUUCUCCUGAAACAUCUCCGAGUGAUGCGUUGACCGAUGCAUACAGUGAAAGUAGAAAAUAUCAAGGAUGGAAGAAGGUGAAGCUCAUGAACUACUUCCAGUCCAAACCGGAGCGGAUAAAGCUAAUGGCAGAUGUUUUGAAGUACGAACUGUCCAGAGCUGUGAGCCGGAGCGUGGACUCCAUCUUCAAAAGCAUGCCGCUACUACAGACACAUGAUGUGGAGCCUGUGCAGACUGACAUGCCUCUUCAGACAUCAACAUGUGGAGAUAACAAACUAAGACUUUCUUGUUGUGACGCUGUCGAGGUGCCAGAUGUUCAGACAGAAGCUCUAUCUCUGGUUGUGCAAAAGCCCAAUGUGGACACAUCCAGCAAAUGUGUCCUCCAGUCCAGGCUGAAAGCUCACCAUCGUCCCAGAUCUCCAAACCCCUUCAGCCACGACUCGGCUCUGCGUGAAGAUCAGCUGUCAGAGAAGAACCACAGAUGCUUGCAGGACGGACACUCGGAAGCAGCUCCAUCGAAGUUUGAGGCGUUUGAUGCACAUUGGAGUUCAGUCAAAGUGAGAGCGAAGGUCAAGUCCAGGUCCGUGAGGAGCCCACACAUUCAUACGGUGUCCGUGGAUCCGGUGCUUCUGGAAAGUCUGUGUCUCCCUCAUGUGAAGCUCGAGUCGGACAGCCUGGUGAAAAACAACCUGUACAUGCUGAACGAGGGUCUGACCACAAACCACCUGAAGAAGGCAAAGCUCAUGUUCUUCUACACUCGCUACCCGAGCUCCCUGGUGCUGAAGGUGUGUUUCCACGAUGUGCAGUUCACGCGCUGCAUCACCUCCCAGCUCAUCAAGUGGUUCAGCAACUUCAGAGAGUUCUACUACAUCCAGAUGGAGAAGUUCGCCCGCCACGCUCUCAUGGAGGGAGCGGCCGACGGGAGGCGUCUGGCUGUGGGCAGAGAAUCGGAACUUUUCAGAGCUCUCAACAUGCACUACAACAAGGCCAACGACUUCCAGGUUCCUGAGAGGUUCCUGGAAGUGGCCGAGAUUACACUGAGAGAGUUCUACAUUGCCAUCUCAAUGGGGAAGGACCGAGAUCCGUCCUGGAAGAAAGCCAUCUACAAGGUGAUCUGCAAACUGGACAGUGACGUACCAGCCGAUUUCAAAAGUCAACACACCGGAUAAGAACCGAGCAGAAGACACCGUGUGCCACAGCGGUUCCUGUCACAGUGUGGACUUACUCACAUGUUGGUCGGCGAACUAUUUUGUCUGAAUGUAAACACGAACAAUGUUGUAAAAUAGACGAGUCAUCAGUUAGUGCAGAUGUUUCAUCUCCAUUAAUGUGCCAGAGUGUCGGCAGUGGAGAACAUCUGGCACAGACUUCACCAGCUGUCACUGCUGCCUCAUGACUUAAUAUGUAUUCUGCUAUAUGAACACAUGACAUAGCAACAAUACAUAUUUUGCAGGAUUCAAC